GAAUGGUAGAAGUUUGAUAUGGGCUGACGGAAUCCCGAAUUUAGUGAGACAGCAUUUAAGUUGAUUAGUACUCUUCAACUUCAAGGGUCUUUUUUUCUUUUCUUCCGGUGACUGACAGUGUCGUUAUAUCUUUACUUAGUCUACACUUUCCCGCCAAAUUUCCAGUGUCUAUGUCGUUUUAAAACCCUAGAGUUCGUCUUUCGUUCUUCAGGACUGUCCAGAGUCUAUAAUCGGGAGCUCCGAUGACCGCGAUUGUCACUUCCAGAGACGUUCAGGAGAUAGUUUCAAAGCUCUCGUCCGAUAAAGCCAAAGCUCGAGAAGAAGGGAUAAAGUUGUUGAAUACAUGGUUGGAAGGAGAGAGAUCAAUAGCUUUCUGCAAAUUUCUUGGACAGCACACAGCGAAGCUUAAACCGAAUGAAAUUCCACAUUCUGAAACAUGGCCUUUCUUGAUAUCUUUGCUAAUGCAAUGUGUUUCAAUGGAGAUUUCGUCGAGUAAACGAAGAUUGCCGAAGUUGCAAUUUGCGAAGACUCUCCGUAUUGUGGUGCAACGAGCACACGAUUCUAAGUUGUCUGGGAAGAUGACACCCUUGCUAUCUGUGGUUAAAUUGCUUUUUAAUCACAUAUGGGAUGUCUUGAGCAGUGUUCCAAGCUUUCAAUCAGAAUACGAAAGUAUUCUCCGGCAUCUUUUGGCUGUUAAAGAUUAUCGUUUUCACAUGAGGAAGCGUAUCUAUUCCUGUCUUGUGCUUCUGUACAUGGAAAAGGUGGAAUCAAGCUUGGGUGGGAAAAAUAACAGCCAGUAUAAUCCCAGGGAGGAGAUCUUUCGUUGCAUUCUGACUCUCCAAUCAAUUCUGGAGAAUCCCCCUGGAGAUUUACCAAACAGUCUAAGAGAAGACAUUGUUAAGGGGUUUGUAGGGAUUUUCUCUCAUAUAAGGGAUGAGGACAAGCUUUCACGCAAACUUAUUGAGUGUGUUAAUAAAUACUUGUUGAAAGAUGGUCCUAAUUUGGGGUGCCAUUCUAUGGAGAUCCAUAAUGCUGUACAACAAUUUGUGUUUCGCUGUUGGUUGACAACACAUGACCGAGCUCUUAAGGAUGCACUUAUAUUAUAUGCAAGAUUACAGCUAAAUUGUACUAGAGAUGCUACUGAUAGUAGUCUUCUGGUAGAGCAACUUCUUGAUAUAGUUUGUAAGGAACUAGAUCAAAGCUUAUCUAGUUGCAGUGUGCCCUGGGCUGAGGCAACUAAAGAUGAUAAAUUUGGAGCUUUAAGUAGGUCACAAUAUGGCCUUGUGGACCUUGCAGCUGCUUUGUUCUAUCGGGCUUGUGUUAACAGAGCUAAACCAUCAUCAUCAGAGAAGCGGGUGAAGAGAGAGCAUGCUGAUGCACGUUUGAGAGAAGAGCUCACGAAAGGAAAGUGGCUAUGGAAUGCUGCUUUUUGCUGUCUCACUCACAACUACAAAAGGCGCAUGAGUAAAGAUCUCUUCAUCUACUGGUUUGAGGGUAUCAUUUCAAGCUUUGAAAGAAUUAUGAACGAUGCAAAUAUGGGGCACAGUUAUGAGGGUUUGCUGUGGACUCUGAGGAGUUUGCAAGAACUCUCUUUUGUAUUACUGCUACCAUCAGAGGUUGCAAUUUCGUCUAGUUCUUCCUCUUCAAAUGAGUAUAACAGCAGUUGGCGACUACUAUGGGGCUCUUUGAUGCAUGGUUUGCCAAUAUUCAGUAAUGUAACUGCAGUUGUUGAUGCUGCUCUUAUACUCCUUGGUAACAUGAUUUCAAGGGAUCUUAUAAAUAUGUUGGUUGUACCCCAGGAUGUCUGGGACCUCAGGUUAUUCAAACGAAUCCCAUCAAUGUCAGCUUUGUACUUCAUUUCAUGCUACUUCACAAGGAAAUGCUCCCAAGGGGAUUCCCGAGACAUUUUGCAUCUUAGAAAAGGCCUCCUGAAAGCAGUUUUGGGUCAUCUUGAGUGGCAGGAGUCUUCCAUUUUAAAUGAGCACAUGGUUGUGCUGUUGCCUGCAGCUGUUUAUGCUCUUUCUGCUGGUUGCACCCCUUUCCAAAAAUGUUAUAGUGGACUUUCUAUAUUCAAUGCUUCUGAAGAUGCUAAUAAGGCUAUGCCUAUGGAUGACUGGGUUAAGACGGAAGAACUUGAGCAAGACUCUAUGCACGAACUUUUUGAAUGCUCCAUUGAUGUACUUGCGAAUAUUGAUCAGGUUUCCUCUGUUAAGGUUUCCUCAUUUGCAAAUGAUCUGAGUGUGCAUCUUCCUCGCUUGAUGAGAGACUCACUGCUUCUUGAAAUGGAGAACUUUGCUCAUGGAUAUCUAGUAGACAAGAAAAUCAAGACUAGGCCUCUAUCUGAUAUACUGUUUCUCUGUACUCUAUUAUCAAAUUUCAUCUAUGGUUCCUACUUUGUGAGGAAAGGAGAGGGAGUCUCAUCAUUCCCCUCUGAAUUGGGCCAGUGCUUAUUAGAAUUGUUGGGUCAUGCUGUGGAUGUAAUUCAGGGAAUCCCAAAUGAUCUUUCAUCUGGCUGCCCAAGCUAUGACUUCAUCGUCAGUGAUCGCACUCUUGUUGCUUCAUUUAGGAGUUUCGUUUCCUCUUCUCUGUUUGCUGAGCAGAGAGAUCGUAACUCUACUGAUAUUGCACUGUAUGAUGCAGUUAUUCAAUCUAUGGAGAGGCUUCUUAAAGCCCUUACUAAAGUAUAUGAGGAAUACUGUAAUAGUUUAACAAGUCUUCAGUCUGAAAGGUUCCUGCAAGAUUUGACUGCAUCUGUAAUUCCUGCUCAGGAUAUUUCCCAAGUUGAUUGUAAUAAAAGCAGGAUUUUGGACCUAGAAUUGGAUGUGAGUGUUGAUUCUGGAGAUGUAGAGGUUUUAUCUGUUGGUGGGAAAAUUGGCACUGGUGUCUCUUCUGUUGAGAAAUGGAAGAUGGACAUGGUAUCGCUUAUUUCAGGAUUUUUCUCUGUUCCAGUUAUUGUUACAUGGGAUAUUCUGUUUAAACUCAUGGAGAAAGAAUGUGAUUUAAAGGUGCAUGAAACAAUUCUUUACAACCUUUGUCAGCAUCCUUACUGGUCAUCUCCUUCAAAUAUUUCAGAUUUGGUCAAUUUUAUGGAUGAAAUGGUUAUGAUGCAAUCCAGUCUUAAGCUUGAUUGCGUUAGCACAUUAGCUGCAAUACGUGCUUUGGUAGGAACUUUACUAUCCUUGGAAGAUAUUUGGAAUGAUAAAUUAUGUUGUUCUUCGAAGGAUAUGACAUCUGAGCAGAGCUUGAUGCAUCUUGGAGCUCUGGUAAAUAAAAUUUCAGAAUUUGAUCAUCUGGAGUGGUCUGGACGUGUUAAGCUGAUUGACUGCAUAUGUGAUUUUGUUGUACUCAGUCCUCAAAUUGGCCAGGCAAUGGUUGAGCGAUUGUUAAUGAUGCUCCGAGAUACUGAUUAUCGUGUUAGGUUUUCUGUUGCUGGGCGGAUUGGUGUUCUUUUUCAAACUUGGGAAGGUCAUGAAGAGUUAUUUCAAGAUAUCUGUUCCAACUUUGGCAUUUCAUUGGUGGUUUCCUCAAAAGAAAAACUCGUUACUGCUGCUGAGGUCUUAGCAGUAGGUCCACAGCCUCCUCUUACAAUGGAAACUGUUAUCAUUACACUCAUGAACCUUGCAUUGAACAGCGAGAAAAUAGAACGGCAGGCUGUAUUUAUGAUGUGUGUGAUUUCUGCUAUUAAUCCUUGUCUGAGGGGAUUGGUUUUUGUGGUACUUGACAAUCUUUCCAGAAUGCUUCAGUAUGCAACUAGGUUUAAGUACUUGGAAGAGCUCAUAGGAUCCAUUCUUUUUUGUUGGGUUGCUUGUGGUGUGAGCUUAGUGUCACUUGUUGAGAUUAGACAGCUCUUUGUUUCAGAUUCGGAACCUAGUUAUUUUAUGCAGUAUUGUUGCAAUUGGCUUCUUCCUGCUCUGGUUCUGCAUGGCGACAGUUCUAAUUUAAACUGGGUUUCUAAGAUAGCUGGUCAACCAUUGCCAAUUCUGGUGAAAGAUCAUUUCGUGCAGAUCUUUUCAAUUUGUAUGGGAUUGCAUUGCAGUAAGGCAUGUGGGGAAAAAGGAGUGGUUGUGCUUCAGAAUUCAAUUUUGCAUCUUGCACAAAUAUCUGAGAGUGAACGAGACACACUCAUAAAGAAACAUAUGGUAUCCAUCGUCAGCCAUAUUUUGUCCCUUGCAUCAAGUGCUUCAGAACCUGCUGUCCCAUUCUUUUCUCUGGAUAUAGUGGGACGAGCAAUUCGAACUGUUGUUGAUGGUUUCCUGGAGAUGGACGAUUGUCCUACACGCGCUGGUGUUAUUGACAAGAUUAACAUUUUUCGUGGGGAUAGAGUUUUCAUGUUUAUUCUAGAGCUGCACUAUAAAAUUACCGCCGCAGUGCAUUAUAGGCAUAAAUGCCAUCGAUUGGCAGGCAUUCAGGUGCUUAUCGAUAUACUUGGUCACAGAGUUGCUCUGUCAAGCACUUUCAAUUAUCUUUUAAAUUUGGUUGGGCAAUUCAUUGGUUGUGAUGCCUUACAAGAUCAGUGCUUUCACAUCAUAUCUGCAUUGCUAAAUACAAUCAACUAUAACCCAUCCAAAGAAAUGAUAACUGUGUUGGGCGAGCAACUUCAGUUUUUAGUAUCAAAGUUGGUGGCUUGUUGCAUUCCCUCUAAAGCUAAUGGAGAGCAAUCUGGAACUAAAUCAUCUCAAGUUUUACCUCUGCUCCUCCAGCUGACUGUGGAUUCUGAUCCAUCUCUUCAUGAUUACAUCAGUGUAGCUCUAUUUGAUCCAUAUAUAAUUCCUGCAAUCAAUCUUAUGUACAUCAGAAGAAUCAUGCUCCUUAAUCUUUGUUGUUUUUUAUUUUUUUGGCAGGAAUUGGAACCGUUUCCUGAAAUAGAUAUCUUUGAUAAGGUUAGAAGGUUUCUUAAGGAAAUAAGCCAAAAUUACUCUCCAAAAGAUCACUUGUUGAAGUUGGUGAAGAGAUCUUGCCAACUUCCGCCAAGGUUACUUUUGUCAAGUCUACAAGCACUGCACAAGAAGUUACUUUCUGAGGACUCAUUUCAAUGUGAGAAGAACACUGAAGAUCUGAUGAAAGGUGGACGGUGGCACAUUGACAAUGACAUUGUUUAUGCUAUCUGGACACUAGUGCGCAUUUGUGGCUCAGAGGAUGGAAGUACAGCUGGAGCAUUGGUUUCUGAUUUUAUUUCUAGGGCUGGUAUUGGUGACCCAUAUUCUGUUGUCUUCCAUCUACCUGCAAGCUAUGGGGAGCUCCAUUCCUGCAGAACUACUACUAAUCAUAACUUUUCGCCAGAAGUAGGUUUUCCUAUGGAUACUGGCAUGUCUGAAGGUCUCAUGGUUACACUUCUAAAACUUUUAAAGAAGUAUCUGCUGGAUGAUUCUGUUAAAAUAGUAGAUACUGCAUCUCAAGCUCUUCGGGGAAUACUUUCUACUGAAAGGGGUCAGAGAACUCUGAAGUCAUUUGAUGAUUACGAGAGGUCGCUUGUUGAGGUCCAUUCUAAGGGUAUAAGUCUUGAGAUGGUAGAGAAGUGCCUUUCAGAUUUAGAAAGAAAAUUUGAAGCGGAAGCAAUUUCUGUGGGAACUUCAACUUUAUGGGCGACACAUGGUAAAACUUUUGAGACAUGGAUUUGUCCACUUGCCCAUUUGCUUUGUGGCUACUGCACAGAUGUAAUUCUAAGAUUAUGCCAAGAGAUUGUGUUUUUAAAAGUUGAAGUUGCAGAGCUUCUGUUACCAAGUAUUUUUGUAAAUCUCGCCGGGAGGAGAGACUUAGAUAUCAAUCUUCAACGAUUGAUAUCCUUACAGGUGCAAGAACAUAUUUUUACAGAGUCUAAUAGAUUAAUGAAGUCAAUUCAAGUCUUGCUGAAUGCCUUGAAUGAACUUCGAUUAUGUUAUGUCACGGAAAGAUCUUAUUGUCUACCAUCCAAGCAAGGAAGUACUAAGACUUCUAGCUAUGGCUCUAAAUCACGUUCCACUUCUGGAAAGGCUACAAUGACAUUGUCGACUUCUUUGUGGGAUAAGGUGUUUUGGCUUUCUAUUGACUAUCUUGCUGUUGCUAAGUCCGCAGUUAUUUGUGGCUUGUACUUUACUUCUGUGAUGUAUGUGGAACAAUGGUGUGAGGAGCAUUUCAAGAGCCUAACACUGGGCAGUCCAGAUUUUUCUGACAUUGAAAUGCUACCUCAACAUAUUGAGAUACUUGUCUCAGCAGUCACUCAUAUCAAUGAACCUGACAGCUUAUAUGGGAUCAUUCAGUCCCACAAGUUGACCUCUCAAAUAACUACUUUUGAGCAUGAGGGAAAUUGGGGAAAGGCUCUUGAAUCUUAUGACCUACAAGUGCGAUCAGCUGCCUCAGUGCAGAUGGAUUACCGUUCUAAAAAGCCACUACUAGAACAGACUUUGCCAACACAGAAUCCAGCAACUUCUGCUUUGGAAGAUCAGAUGAGAAAGCCUUAUAAAGGUCUUAUUAGGUCUUUACAACAAAUUGGUUGUAUGCACAUGCUGGAUUUGUAUUGCCAAGGGCUGACUUCAAGGCAGGGUCAUUUUCAGCAUGAUCUAGAGUUUACUGAAUUGCAGUAUGAGGCUGCUUGGCGUGCAGGAAACUGGAAUUUUUCCUUGCUUUACAUGGGAGAUAAUUCAUUGAGUCAGCAAACUAAAAGUGGUCAUUUCAAUGAAAAUCUGCACAGCUGUUUGACAGCAUUGCAAGAGGGAGGCUCUAGUGAUUUCCAUAGAAAGCUAAGAGAAUCAAAGCAGGAACUCGUGUGGUCUGUUUCUCAUGCAAGUGAGGAGAGCACUGAACACAUCUACUCAUCAGUUAUUAAACUUCAGAUUCUUUAUCAUCUUGGUAUUGCUUGGGAUCUACGAUGGAGAGGAUCUCCAUCUGAAGGAUUAAAAUUCUCUUCAGAAAAGCAAAAAGGGAUUUCAGAACCUGUGAUUCCAACGGUGGACCAGUUGUCGUGGCUGAACAGAGAUUGGAGCUCCAUUUUGGAAAAAGCACACCUACAUAUGAAUUUGAUAGAACCAUUUAUAGCAUUCAGACGAGUUCUACUUCAAAUAUUAAGCUGUAAAGACUCUACGAUGGAACAUCUUUUGCAAUCAGCAUCUACUCUUCGUAAGGGUUCUAGAUUUUCUCAAGCUACUGCAUUCUUGCACGAGCACAAGCUCCUCAGUGUGGAAUCACGAGAGCAAUAUUCAACCUUAUAUUGGCUUGGACGGCUUGAAGAAGCAAAGCUUUUGCGUAGCCAAGGACAGCACGAGAUGGCUAUCAGCCUUGCAAAAUAUAUCUCUCAAAAUUACCAGUGUAAUGAAGAAUCUUCAGAUGUAUAUCGCUUGGUUGGGAAGUGGUUGGCAGAAACUAGAUCUAGCAGCUCAAGAACUAUUCUCGAAAAGUAUUUAAAACCUGCAGUAGCACUUGCUGAAAUUGAGAAGACUACAAACAAGAAGUCUGUAGAAAGACAGGGCCAAACUCAUUUUCAUCUCGCACACUAUGCAGAUGCUCUUUUUAGGAGUUACGAGGAAAGACUUUCUUCUAGUGAAUGGCAUGCAGCAACCCGUUUAAGGAAGCACAAGACUAGGGAAUUGGAAGCGCUUAUUAAACGACUGAAAAGUUCAUCAAAGGGGGAUAAGACAGACUAUUCUGUAAAAAUACAAGAGUUGCAGAAGCAGCUUGCAAUGGACAAGGAAGAGGCUAAAAAACUGCAGGUUGACAGGGACAAUUUUCUUAGCCUAGCAUUGGAUGGAUAUUCACGCUCUUUGGUUGUCUGUGACAAAUAUGAUGUAAAAGUGAUAUUUCGACUGGUUUCCCUGUGGUUCACUCUAUCUGAUAGACAAGAUAUCAUAGAUAACAUGCUCAGCACUAGUAAUGAGGUUCAGUCGUACAAGUUUAUACCUCUAGUAUACCAAAUUGCUUCAAGAAUGGGUAGCUCAAAAGAUAGCUCUGGGCCUCAGACUUUCCAGUUUGCCUUGGUUUCUCUUUUGAAGAAAAUGGCCAUUGAUCAUCCAUACCAUACAAUCUUUCAGCUUCUAGCACUUGCCAAUGGUAAUCGUAUUAAGGACAAGCAACGCAGUAGAAACUCAUUUGUGGUGGAUAUGGAUAAAAAGCUCGCUGCAGAGAAACUUUUAGAAGAGCUGUCAGCAUAUCAUAGAUCUAUUAUCAGACAAAUGAAGCAAAUGGUGGAGAUCUAUAUCAAACUAGCUGAACUCGAAACAAGAAGAGAGGAUACAAAUAAAAGGAUUACCCUACCUAGAGAUUUGCGUAAUCUCAAACCAUUGGAACUUGUGCCUGUAGUGACAGCCACCUUUCCAGUUGACCGCAGUUGUCAAUAUAGUGAAGGCUCUUUUCCAUUCUUUAGAGGAUUGGUUGAUUCAGUUUUGGUAAUGAAUGGUAUAAAUGCUCCAAAGGUGGUUGAGUGUAUGGGUUCUGAUGGGCGUAUGUAUAAGCAACUGGCGAAAUCUGGAAACGACGACCUAAGACAAGAUGCUGUAAUGGAACAGUUUUUUGGUUUAGUCAACACUUUUUUACAAAACCAUCGGGACACAUGGAAAAGAAGAUUAGGGGUGCGGACAUACAAGGUUGUUCCUUUUACUCCAAGUGCCGGUGUUCUUGAAUGGGUUAAUGGUACUCUUCCUCUUGGCGAAUACCUUAUAGGGAGUAUGAGGACUGGAGGUGCCCACGGUCGAUAUGGAGUAGGUGAUUGGUCAUUUCUCAAAUGUCGAGAACACAUGGCAAAUGCAAAAGACAAGCGCAAGGCUUUUCAGGAAGUUUGUGAGAAAUUCAGGCCUGUCAUGCAUUACUUUUUCUUGGAGAGAUUUUUACAACCAGCUGACUGGUUUGAGAAAAGACUUGCAUACACGCGAAGUGUGGCUGCGAGUUCAAUGGUUGGGUAUAUUGUUGGCCUUGGUGAUCGACAUUCUAUGAAUAUCUUAAUUGAUCAAGCCACGGCAGAAGUUGUUCACAUAGAUCUUGGUGUUGCUUUCGAACAAGGCUUGAUGCUGAAGACUCCAGAGCGGGUUCCUUUCAGGUUGACAAGGGACAUUAUUGAUGGCAUGGGUGUAAGUGGAGUCGAAGGAGUUUUCAGAAGAUGUUGCGAGGAAACACUCUCUGUUAUGAGGACAAAUAAAGAAGCACUGCUGACUAUUGUUGAAGUUUUUAUACAUGAUCCUCUGUAUAAGUGGGCUUUAUCUCCUUUGAAGGCUUUACAGCGUCAGAAGGAAUCUGAUGAUGAUCUAGAGGCAAGCUUGGAAGGCUCUCAAGAUUACGAAGGGAACAAGGAUGCGGCUCGCGCACUGAUGCGAGUUAAACAGAAACUGGAUGGAUAUGAAGAAGGUGAAAUGCGAAGUGUACAUGGGCAGGUUCAACAAUUAAUACAAGAUGCUAUUGAUUCUGAACGUUUGUGUCAAAUGUUUCCUGGAUGGGGUUCCUGGCUGUAACUUUGUCAAUCUCCCAAUUUCGUUCAUUGUCUUAGCUUUAGCAACGAUAAUUUUGUGUUGUACAGGCGGCUUUAAUUGUUUUUCCCCAUUUAUUUAUUUUUGAGAAAAUGUUUUUUUUU
This is a messenger RNA of Cannabis sativa, 9529 nucleotides long. RefSeq names its product serine/threonine-protein kinase ATM. The record is from RefSeq and is a predicted model, not a curated record. Gene Ontology annotation, molecular function: protein binding; protein serine/threonine kinase activity. NCBI's taxonomy places the organism in Eukaryota, Viridiplantae, Streptophyta, Magnoliopsida, Rosales, Cannabaceae. Bases 243 to 9410 code for a protein of 3055 amino acids. The transcript has 78 exons. Gene Ontology annotation, biological process: DNA repair.